GGGUUUCCUGUUGAGUGAACCGACGGCGUCAUGGCGGAGGCCGGGUGUCGGAGGAAGACACUGGAAUGAAAUGCCAUCGUUCUACUUUCACAGUUCAGCGACGAGUAUUAUAACUUGUGAAAAAGGAAAGGGGAAGCGGACUACAGUUUUCUGAAGUUUGGGCGUAAACAUUAUUAUACCAGUUCUUACCAGUGGGUAGUUUGUGGCUGCUCUCCCUUGGUGGGAGCUAGCAGCCUAACGUAGCUUGAGCUGGAACACCACGACUGAUAAAAGAAGCACACCUGAAGUGAGAGGAAGACUACAUAAAUAACCACUUCACAAGUUUCUCAGGUUAAUUACAUAGACCUGGGGGGGGAGUCUAAACAUCAGCAUGGCUGGGCGCAGCGAGGAUGAAAGUGUCAGCAAUAGCAGUGGAGAAUCAAGUAAUUCGGACGAUGAAUCCGGCUCUGGGUCUGGAUCAGGCUCUGGCUCCAGCUCAAGCUCCUCAAGCAGCAGCAGCCAAUCAGGGAGCAGCGCCUCAGGAAGUGGCUCGGACUCUGGCAGCCAGUCAGAUUCUGAUACAGAAAAAUCUAAAGAGAAGAUUGAACCACCAAAUAAGUCUAACAUUGAUGGAGCUGAGUUCUGGAAAUCCAAUCCAAGUAUCCUGGCAGUGCAGAGGUCUGCUAUGCUCAGGAAACAGCAGCAGCAACAGCAGCAACAGCAGAGACAAAGCUCCUCAAACAGUGAAUCUGAUGAGGAUUCAUCAAGCAGCGAUGAUUCAGACUCAUCUAGUGGAUCUAAAACAAGGAGAAAUUCUGGAUCCUCUGAUUCUGAGUCUGGCUCUGGAUCUGGCAGUGGGUCUGGAUCAGAUUCCUCUGCGGAAGAUAACAGUGAUGAAACUGCAUCAGAUUAUGAGCCCAGUCACAAAACAAAAAGCAAGAAACCCCCAUCGAAGGCAAAUUUUCGCAAUGGGAAGAAAAGCAGCACUCACAGAAAGAAACCUCAAAAGUCUUCAUCUUCUGAAGAUGAAGAGGAUAGCUACAAAAAGGCAAUGUCAGCUGGAUUGCGCCGACAGGCUACUGUCAACAUCAGCUACAAGGAGGAUGAGGAAUUGAAGACGGACUCAGAUGAUUUGGUUGAAGUUCUAGGUGAGGAUGUUCCACAACCGGAAGAAGACGAGUUUGAAACGCUGGAGAAAGUAAUGGAUUGUAGAAUAGGACGGAAAGGAGCCACAGGAAGCUCUACAACAGUAUACACUGUAGAAGAAGAGGGAGAUCCAAAUGCAAAUUUCAACCCAAACAAGGAGGCUGGUGACAUCCAAUAUUUGAUCAAAUGGAAAAACUGGGCUCAUAUCCACAAUACCUGGGAAACGGAAGAGACACUUAAGAUGCAAAAUGUCAAGGGAAUGAAGAAAUUAGACAAUUUUAAGAAGAAGGAACAAGAGAAAAAGAAAUGGCUUAAAUCGGCAUCACCUGAAGAUAUUGAGUAUUUUAAUUGCCAAGAAGAACUGAUGGAUGAUCUGCACUCUCAGUAUCAGCUAGUAGAACGCAUCAUAGGACAUUCAAACCAGAAAUCAGCAGCAGGUUAUCCAGACUACCUCUGCAAGUGGCAGGGUUUGCCCUACUCUGAAUGUAGCUGGGAAGAUGGUGCUCUUAUUGCCAAAAAAUUUCAGAAAUGCAUUGAUGACUACAUGAGCAGAAACCAAUCAAAAACCAUUCCCUCUCGAGACUGUAAGGUGCUGAAACUGAGGCCCAGAUUUGUACCCAUGAAGAAACAACCAUCCUACAUUGGAGGAGCAGAUGGACUGGAGCUACGCGACUACCAGCUGGAUGGUUUGAACUGGAUGGCACACUCUUGGUGCAAAGGCAACAGCUGCAUUCUUGCGGAUGAAAUGGGUCUUGGAAAAACAAUCCAGACCAUCUGUUUUUUGAACUACUUGUUCCAUGAGCACCAGCUCUAUGGACCCUUCCUACUUGUGGUUCCACUGUCCACCUUAACUUCCUGGCAGAGGGAAAUCCAACUCUGGGCACCUCAGAUGAAUAUUGUUGUCUAUCUUGGAGACAUUAGCAGUAGAAACAUGAUUCGAACUCAUGAGUGGAUGCAUGUUCACACCAAAAGAUUAAAACUCAACAUUCUUCUCACAACAUACGAGAUUCUUCUCAAGGAUAAGUCCUUUCUAGGAAGUGUUCCCUGGGCUUUUAUUGGAGUUGAUGAGGCCCAUCGUCUGAAGAACGACGAUUCCCUUCUUUAUAAAACCAUGAUUGACUUCAAGUCCAAUCACAGGCUUCUGAUCACAGGAACCCCCUUGCAGAACUCCUUGAAAGAACUCUGGUCCCUACUGCAUUUCAUCAUGCCAGAAAAAUUUCACUCCUGGGAGAGGUUUGAAGAGGAACAUGGGAAAGGAAGAGAUUCAGGAUACACCAGUCUGCACAAGGAGCUGGAGCCAUUUUUAUUGCGUAGAGUCAAGAAAGAUGUGGAGAAGUCUCUGCCCGCUAAAGUAGAGCAGAUUCUUCGUGUGGAGAUGAGUGCUAUUCAAAAGCAGUAUUACAAGUGGAUUUUGACAAGAAACUAUAAGGCCCUAAGUAAAGGGAUAAAGGGCAGCACAUCAGGCUUUCUGAACAUUAUGAUGGAGCUUAAGAAGUGUUGUAAUCAUUGUUAUCUUAUCAAACCUCCAGAGGAUGAAUUCAUCAACAGAGCUGAAGCUUUACAGCAUCUUAUUCGUAGUAGUGGGAAAUUGGUUCUUCUGGAUAAGCUACUGGUGCGACUAAAGGAGAGAGGCCAUAGAGUCCUUAUAUUCUCUCAGAUGGUACGGAUGCUGGACAUCUUGGCUGACUAUUUGCGCAGUCGUCAGUUUCUGUUUCAGCGACUAGACGGCUCCAUCAAAGGAGAGAUGAGGAAACAAGCCUUGGACCACUUCAAUGCUGAAGGUUCUGAAGAUUUCUGCUUUCUUUUAUCGACACGUGCUGGAGGUCUUGGUAUUAAUCUGGCCUCUGCUGAUACUGUUGUCAUAUUUGACUCUGACUGGAACCCUCAGAAUGACCUCCAAGCCCAGGCACGAGCCCACAGGAUUGGUCAGAAAAGACAGGUUAACAUCUACAGACUAGUUACAAAGGGCUCUGUAGAGGAGGAGAUUAUAGAAAGGGCAAAGAAGAAAAUGGUGCUAGACCACCUUGUUAUUCAAAGAAUGGACACUACAGGAAAGACGGUGUUGCACACUGGCUCUGCCCCCUCCAGUUCAACCCCUUUUAACAAGGAGGAACUGUCUGCAAUCCUAAAAUUUGGUGCUGAGGAACUUUUCAAAGAGCCUGAAGGAGAGGAACAGGAACCUCAGGAAAUGGACAUUGAUGAAAUUCUCAAGAGGGCUGAGACCAGAGAAAAUGACCCGGGGCCGUCAACUGUUGGUGAAGAAUUGUUGUCACAGUUCAAGGUUGCCAACUUCUCCAUGAUGGACGAUGAGGAGCUAGACAUUGACUCUGAGCGGAGCCAGCGCAGUUGGGAUGACAUUAUCCCAGAGGAGCAGAGGAGGAGGAUGGAGGAAGAGGAAAGACAGAAGGAGCUGGAGGAGAUCUACAUGUUGCCACGAAUGAGAAACUGUGCCAAACAGAUAAGCUUUAACGCUAAUAUGGGUCGGAGCAGGAACAGACGGUAUUCUGGGUCAGAUAGUGACUCCAACUCAGAUCGAAAGAGGCCAAAGAAACGAGGUCGUCCUCGAACCAUUCCACGUGAAAAUAUAAAAGGCUUCACAGAUGCUGAGAUCAGGAGAUUUGUAAAGAGUUACAAGAAAUUUGGUGGACCACUUGAACGAUUGGAUGCUAUAGCUCGAGAUGCUGAACUUGUGGAUAAAUCAGAACAUGAUUUAAAACGCUUGGCUGAGACAGUUCACAACGGCUGUCUACGAACACUACGAGAAAACCCAUGUGGACCAGAAAAAAAUUCUGGUGGCAGAAGAGGAAAAGUGAAAGGCCCUACGUUCAGGAUAUCUGGUGUCCAGGUUAAUGCCAAACUUGUUAUAUCCCAUGAAGAAGAGCUGGCACCGCUCCACAAGGCCAUUCCAGCUGAUCCAGAGGAGAGGAAGAAAUAUAUAAUUCCAUGCCACUCAAAGGCUGCACACUUCGACAUUGAGUGGGGUAAAGAAGAUGAUUCUAGCCUCCUCAUUGGUAUCUAUGAGUAUGGAUAUGGAAGUUGGGAGAUGAUUAAGAUGGACCCUGACUUGAAUCUCACCCACAAGCUCUUACCAGACGACCCUGACAAGAAACCUCAAGCUAAACAAUUACAGACCCGAGCAGACUACCUCAUAAAGUUACUGAGUAAAGACCUGGCCAAAAAGGAAGCUCAAAAAUCACAAUCAUCUGCCAAUUCGCGCAAAAGAAAACCCAGAAACAAAAAAAACAAAACAGUUAAGCCUGACAAAUCAGAAGAAGUAAAGAGUCCAUCUUCAGACCCUCCUUCAGACAAGAUGUCGGACGAUGAGGAGGACAUCGAAGAGGAAAAGGACGUUGUUCCAGUGAAACCCCAAAGCCGGCGGAGCCGAGCUGAACGAGUGGUAGUGAAAAAGGAGGAGGAGGAGGAUGAAGAAGAGGAGGAAGAUGAGCAGGACGAAGAGGAAGAUAAUUCUUCUUCAGGAGAGAAAGAAGUCAAAGACAAGGAAAUCAAGAAAGAAAUCAAAAAAGAGAAAAGGGAUGACAGCUGGGACACAAAAGAAAAGGAGCAGAAGGAGAAGAAGGAUACAAAGCCCCCAGAGCCUGCUCACAAACAAGAGGAGCUGGUUGAAAAGAAUGAAAUAAAAAAUGAGACCAGAGAGCGGGCGAAGAAGCUCUCUGACACGCCGCUCCACAUAACAGCGUGUGGUGAACCUGUGCCAGUGUUUGAGGAAUCCGAGGAGCUGGACCAGAAGACCUUUAGUGUGUGUAAAGAGAGAAUGCGCCCAGUGAAAGCCGCUCUAAAGCAGCUGGACCGACCAGAGAAAGGACUGUCUGAGCGUGAGCAGCUUGAACACACGCGCCAGUGUCUCAUCAAAAUUGGAGACCAUAUCACAGAAUGUCUGAAGGAGUACUCCAACCCUGACCUCAUUAAACAGUGGAGAAAGAACCUGUGGAUAUUCGUUUCUAAAUUCACUGAGUUUGAUGCAAGGAAACUCCAUAAACUUUACAAGCAUGCCAUCAAGAAAAGACAAGAAAAUGCACAGGCAAUGGAGCAAAACACUAGAGGUUCAAACACACAGUCAAGUUUCAAGCAUGCAGACAUUGAAAGGCUGAAAGACAAUUCUCACCACGACGACAGUAGUCGGGACAGCUAUAGCUCGGACAGAAAUGCUUCUUCUGGACGGUAUCAUGACAGCAACAAGGAGAGGCAAAGUUCAGAGUCCCAUCGAAAGUCAUCAUCAGGGGAGUCCAGGAAAAGACCUUAUUCAUCCUUCAGCAAUGGCAAAGACCACAGAGACAGAGACCACUACAGACCAGACAGCAGGGACCGGGACAGGCAGGACAGGUAUUACAGUGACAGUAAACACAGGAAGCUGGAUGACUACCGUUCAAGAGACCAUCGACUGGAUAUGAAAGAUCAUUCCCACCUGGACCACCGCUCGUACCGAUACCACUCAGAGCGACCGUCAGAGCGGGCUUCAGCCAGCGGGCCACGCUCCCCACGGGACCAGCGCUCACCCUAUGACUCCCGCUCGCCACUGGGACACCGCUCACCUUUUGAUUAUUCAUCAGACCACAAAAGCACACCAGAACAGAUCUGGAGCAGCCGCAAAACAUAACACAAACUUCAAAGGCCUGCUUGUAGCAGCCAUAGACUCAUCUACACAGUAAUGCCUUACAGGGACUGUACUCAGACCAGCAGCUGGAGCAGGUGAAGCACUGUGCAUCAGUCACAUCUCGGGCUGUUCUUACCGAAGAUGGAUCAUGAGCCGUGGGUGAGACCAGGCAGCAGACACAAAUCAAAGCAUAUUUUUGUAUUUAAGAAUUUAAGCUGCAGUGCUGUGUGGACUUGGCAGCACACAGCACAAGUUUAGUUAUUUUUAUAAUGUUUUUACUUUUGGAAAUGGACAAUGAUGACCCUGAGUGCUGCCUCAUGUUCACACCGUGACACUGGAUCCUGUAUUUGACUGUUCUGUGUGUUUGUCUGUCCCUGUUCCUCCUUAUCAUGCCUAAUGUGGUGAUCUACCUUUUAUUUAAGUGUUAAAGCAGUGAGAAGUCCAUAGUCCCACCAAUCACAUCACAGGUCAAUAGAAACCUGUCUGGUUGAAUCCAGUCUGGGCUCAGGCUCACCACCUGAAGUACCUCAUUUUCAAGCAUUUCUCAUCUGUAUCAGGUUUUUCAAUUCCCAUCAUGCGUGAAUUAUUUAACAUAUCUUAGCUGUAAAAAUAAUUUGGGUUUGUUAUUUUUCAUGUAAGCAACUUGUAUCAUGUUUUUCUUUACAGUAAUAAUGUUUGUAAAUUUUUGUAAAAUAGUAAAUCAGUGGUCUUUUUCCUCAGGCUUUUUUGGAUUUAUUAUGACUCAACCUUUCCCCAUCAACUCAGGCUUUUUGUCAUUUGAGUGAGUAUCUGUACAGUAGUUUCAUAAUGCUUUCAGAAUGUAACUUGGUAAAGGGAAAGUUUAACAUUCACUUUUGUUGAUUAGUUAUUAGUAUAAUUUUGUCUGAUUAUGUAGAAAUAAUUUGGUUUAAAGAGAUGUUUCACCUAGGAACACCUACUAGAUGGACUAAGACUUUAUACUUUUCUUUUUUUAUUUCUGAGUAGGCAAUAAUGUUGAUGUUCUAUGCAGCCAAGUAUUUUUGUAGUGAACCACCAACUGAAUGAAGUCACUGUUCCGGUUCACUCGGUUGUACAUAAAGUUCUUCUAUAUUUCAAACUGAAUUUACACUGAAAGUGCAUGAAUUUUUAUGAAUUGUUUUAUAUAGUUGUUUAUGAAGCCAUUAAAAUGAUCACUGUACUCACUCACA
Molecule: messenger RNA, 6924 nt
Organism: Boleophthalmus pectinirostris (great blue-spotted mudskipper)
Lineage: Eukaryota; Metazoa; Chordata; Actinopteri; Gobiiformes; Gobiidae
Gene: chd1
Product: chromodomain helicase DNA binding protein 1
Exons: 36
Coding region: 371-5740 (1789 amino acids)
Biological process (GO): regulation of transcription by RNA polymerase II; nucleosome organization
Cellular component (GO): nucleus; chromatin
Molecular function (GO): chromatin binding; DNA binding; ATP-dependent chromatin remodeler activity
Source: RefSeq, a predicted model, not a curated record